This is a messenger RNA of Ruditapes philippinarum (Manila clam), 5517 nucleotides long. RefSeq names its product multidrug resistance-associated protein 1-like. Gene Ontology annotation, molecular function: ATP hydrolysis activity; ABC-type transporter activity; ATP binding. NCBI's taxonomy places the organism in Eukaryota, Metazoa, Mollusca, Bivalvia, Venerida, Veneridae. Gene Ontology annotation, cellular component: membrane. Gene Ontology annotation, biological process: transmembrane transport. The record is from RefSeq and is a predicted model, not a curated record. Bases 247 to 4866 code for a protein of 1539 amino acids. The transcript has 32 exons.
UCAAGUAUAUAUAAUGUAACAAGGAUAAACAAUGGUUGUCUUAGACGUGUUAACCAAUAAUAAAUUAAUUAUUUCAACUUUUCUAAUCACAUAGCUUUAGACAAACUUAGCUAAAUUGUAUUUUUUUUAAUUGUUCGAAAAUUCAUAUAGAUAUAAUUAAAAAAUAUUUAUGUAAGAAGAUAAACUGAAGAAUGAAAAUAUAAUCAAUCAUUCGUGUUUAUAAGACAGGAACAAGGGACAUUUAUUAUGGACGUUUUAAAUAAUUUCUGUGGAGAUAUCAAAUUAUGGGACAAAGAUUCUAUCUUACAAGACAGACCAAAUGUUAGUCCAUGUUUUGAAGACACAGUUCUGGUAUGGAUUCCGUACGGCUUUCUCUGGAUCGUAUCGCUCCCUUUCACCGCCUAUCUGUUCAGGAAAGAACGGGACCCACCUUUACCAUUCCACAAACUGCAAAUUAUGAAGAAGAUGAUGACCCUAGCUUUAAUCAUGCUAGUGAUAUCUGAGAUUCUGUUAAAGAAAGAAACAGGAUACAGAUGUAAUGAUGACGUGAACGUUCCGACAGCCGCUUAUGUGGCGGUCGUAAUUAAAGCAGCCUCGUUUCUGUUAAUACUGAUUGUGGAGGAAGGUAUGCGUUUUGUUGGAGUCAAAUCUUGUAUUAUUACAUUUACAUUCUGGCUUCUUAUAGCUGUGUCGGAAGUUAUACCAGUUUACUCGUUGAUUAUUGCCGAUAAAUGGUGUCCAGCAAGCACGUUAACUUGUGUAAAAUUAUCUGUUAUUUGGGUUCAGUUGGUUCUGCGUUGUUUUGCCGAUCAGUAUGACAAGGUGGAAUUCGAUGCGCAGCAAGAGGAGUGUCCGCUCGAGAAUGCUUCAUUUAUAAACAGGCUUACAUAUACAUGGGUAUUUCCAUUGGUCGUAAAAGCAUACAGAAAACCACUGACAUCGUCUGGUUUAUGGAGACAAACAAAGCGACUACAGAGUCAAUAUGUCGUUGGUAAAUUUUUGAACAACUGGAACAGAGCACAUAAUCUGUAUCGAAAGACGAAAGAAAACCAAGAACGAAGACUAUCGAUGGAAUCCGAAUAUGACGAGCCAAAUGAAAAGACUCCCAUAUUGUCUACAACACGAAAUAAGAGCAUACAAAGAGACGCACUGUAUAGAUUUGAUAAUAUGAAGCCAAAAUGUGGACAUGGUCCAUCUAUAUUUUCGGUAAUGUGGAGAACACACCGAGGACAGUGGGCAGAGGCAACAACAUACAAAAUAAUUGGAGAUGCAUUUGAUCUGCUACAGCCAUUUAUAUUAAAUUUCAUUAUACAAAUGAUUGAAAACAGAGAUACAACAAACUCGAAACAUUACCCUAAAUGGAUCGGCUAUGCGUGCUCAGUGGCCUUAUUUGCUGCUAGUAUGAUGAAAACAUUCUUUUGGAAUUUUGCACGAUUCAGUCAGAAGUUCAUCGGACAAUCCAUGAAAGCUGAACUUAUCGGUGCAGUUUAUAGGAAAACCUUUUCCCUAUCGAAUUCGGCCAAAAAAUCAUCAACCGUUGGCGAGAUUGUAAACUUGAUGGCUGUAGAUUGCCAAAGGAUACAAGAUUCAAUUACUCUGUCGCAUCACGUGAUCUCGAUACCAUUCGUAACAUCAAUUGCAAUGUUGCAGUUAUGGUAUUUGAUUGGUUUUGCCACAUUUAGCGGUAUAGGAGUGAUAAUUGUUAUGAUUAUUUUGAAUGGAAUUCUGGGAAGACGUCAACAGUGGCUUCAGGGGCUUGUUCUAGGUUACAAAAGUAACCGCAUCAAAAUUCUUAACGAAAUAAUAAACGGAAUAAAGGUCCUGAAAAUGUAUACUUGGGAGAGGCCAUUCCAGAAAAAAGUUUCAGCGUUACGAAAUAAAGAAGUUUAUGUUUUGAGGAAGGUAGCAGUUGUGAUUGCCGUGGCAUUGUUUCUCUCAUUCUUCAGUCCGUUUAUGGUAAGUUAUGCAUUUUAUGUGGUGUAUACGUUAACAAAGUCCAUACAUUACCUGGAUGCCCGAACAGCUUUUGUUGUCCUGGCUCUUGUCAGUACCAUACGUCAUCCAGUAUCUCUGACGUCAGAACUCAUCAAUGGAUUUGUUCAGGGUUAUGUAUCACUGAAAAGAAUUCAAGAAUUUUUAUGGAAGGAGGACAUGGAUACAAGGAAUAUAGAACAUUCGGAAACAUCAAAAUAUGCUGUCAGCAUUGAAAAUGGUUUAUUUACAUGGAAUAAAGGGUUGAUGAAUCAAACACUCCGACGUAUUAACCUGAAUGUGUCCGAGGGAGAACUAAUUGCUGUUGUUGGCCAGGUGGGGAGUGGUAAGACUUCGCUAUUAUCUGCAAUGCUAGGAGAAAUGGAGAAGAUACAUGGUCACGUGACCUUGAAAGGUAAAAUAGCAUACGUUCCUCAAGAAGCCUGGAUCCAGAAUCUCACAGUUCGAGAUAACAUUGUGUUUAGUAACACGUUCGAUGAGAUAAGAUACAACAAGGUGAUUACAGGAUGUGCUCUCGUAUCUGAUCUAGAUAUGUUCCCAGGAGGGGACCAGACUGAAAUAGGAGAAAAAGGUAUAAAUUUAAGUGGUGGACAAAAGCAGCGUGUGAGUUUAGCAAGAGCUGUUUAUAGUGAUGCUGAUAUUUAUUUAUUAGACGACCCUUUGAGUGCCGUUGAUUCUCACGUAGGCAAACAUUUGUUCAACAAUGUCAUAGGUCAACAAGGACUUCUUAAACGAAGGACUCGUAUAUUGGUCACCCACGGUAUUCACUGGCUGUCAAUGGUUGACAGAAUUGUUGUAAUAGCCGAUGGCCAAAUAUCAGAAAUGGGGACAUACCGGGAGUUGAUAUCAAGAGACGGACCGUUUGCACAGCUUCUGCAUACAUUGGCACAGGAAGAUAGCCCAACCGAUGACGAGUCUGAUGAAAAUCAUAUCACAGUGGAUAAAGACAAUACAGAUAAAGUAGAAGAACGUAUCAAUAGAAAACGGACUUUAUCAUCUGAGAAAGAAAAAGAGUUUGGGAUGUCAUUUUCUAAGGAUCAUGGGGAUUAUUAUGAUGGAAGUUUGUACGAGAGCAGUGAUAAACACCAACUUAUUCAAGAGGAAACUUCAAAAAAGGGACAUGUACAGUUUGAUGUUUUUAAAAGCUAUCUAAAAGCAAUGGGGUAUUGCUGGACAUUUAUAGCCGUAAUUUUCAUGACAAUAUUUCAAACUAUGAGCGUAUAUUCAAACUAUUGGCUCACUUACUGGACGGAAGAUGCUUUGCUGAAGAAUACUUCCCAAGGACACACUAAAGCAUAUGAAAAUAAAUUUGUUUAUUAUUUGGUCGGCUAUACUCUUAUUGGCGUUUUGCAAGGUGUUGCUAUGCUUCUAUUUGGGAUUGUGAUUUCUAUAAGAAUGGCUAUAGCAUCUGGUAUCAUGCAUAAAUCUAUGUUGUACAGUAUUCUACGGUCACCAAUGGCUUUCUUUGACACAACACCCGUCGGCAGAAUCAUGAACAGAUUUUCUAGUGAUAUUGACAUAAUGGACGUGAGAAUACCGUAUGUGAUCAGAUGGUUAAACACUCAGAUAUUUCAGUUAGCUGCCAUUCUUAUUGUUGUGUCCAUAAAUACACCUAUAAUAAUGGUCGUCAUUGUGCCUGUCACCUUCAUAUAUUAUCUGCUAUUGCGAUUUUAUUUACCGACGGUACGGCAGGUGACUCGUCUAGAAUCAGUUACAAGAUCACCGAUAUUUAAUCAUUUUAGUGAAACUAUUACCGGUGCUGGUGUUAUAAGAGCAUAUAAAUGUACUGAUAAAUUCAUUACAGAACUUGAUCGUAGAGUGGACCAAAACGUUAAGUUUAUGUUUGCGUCUAUAUGCUCUGCUAAAUGGAAUGCAAUAUGUUUAGAAAGUUUAGGUAACCUUCUGAUUUUAACCACUGCCGUGUUUGCGUUUACAUCAGACGGAUUGAAUGGUGCACAAGUCGGUCUGUCCAUAACAUAUGCUUUGCAGGUGACAUUAAGUCUUUUACGAGGUGCACAACUACUGGGAGAACUUGAGAUGAGGGUUAUAUCUAUAGAAAGAGUAAAAGAAUAUACAGAACUUCAACCAGAGUCGGCAUGGACGAUUGAGACCAGUAAACCACAUGCUGAUUGGCCACAGAAUGGUUCAGUUGAGUUUCGGGACUAUACAACAAGAUAUCGGGAUGGCCUUGACUUGACCUUGAAAGGAAUAAGUUGUCAAAUAAGGGCCGGAGAAAAGAUAGGAAUUGUUGGUAGAACAGGUGCAGGAAAAUCAUCACUAGCAUUAUCGUUGUUUAGAUUGAUAGAAUCAGCUGGCGGAUCUAUCGUUAUAGAUGGACACGAUAUAGCAGAUAUUGGACUUCAUGAUCUCAGGGAAAAACUUACAAUCUUACCACAAGAUCCCACUUUAUUUUCUGGAAGUUUACGAGAAAACAUUGAUCCGUUUGGAAAAUUCGACGAUGCUUCUCUUUGGAAAGCUUUAGAAUGUGCUCAUCUGAAAAGGACUGUACUUAACAUGCCGUCACAGCUGGGGUAUGAAUGUGGGGAGAGUGGAAGUAAUCUCAGUGUUGGUCAGAAACAGUUAGUAUGUCUUGCACGCACUUUGCUUCAUAAAACCAAGAUACUGGUACUAGACGAGGCGACAGCAGCCGUUGAUCUUGAAACAGAUGAACUGAUUCAAACAACCAUACACAAUGAGUUCAGUGAUUGUACCAUACUGACAAUAGCACACCGACUACAUACAGUUCUAGAUUAUGACAGGGUGAUGGUACUAGCUGAAGGAAGAAUUGUUGAAUUAGAAACUCCUGGAAAACUACUUAAAAAUAAAAACAGUGUGUUCUUCAAAAUGGCAAAGGAUUCAGGACUUGUGAGCUAAAUAAAACCAAAUUUUCGAAAAUUAUCCGAAAUAAUGAACGUUUGUAGGAAGAUGUGCCAAAUAUUUGUUCGUAAUUUCACCGGAAAACUUUACUUUCUAAAUAUAUUGGCUUGAUUUGUAAUAUCCAGUUUUAAAGGUUUAAUGAAUUAAGCAAGGUAUUUCGGCAAUUUUAAAAAGUAUGUAUCAUAGCAACAUAUUCACUGUAUUUAUUGAAUGAUGUUUUAGCUAGGAAGCGUCUAAAUUUCCAUAUGUUGCGUUUUCUAGAACAAUUAAAUAUUAAGAAUCAAAAUCGUAAUGCAAAUUACAAUUAAAUAAUACAAAUGUGUUGAUAUUAUAUUCCGAAGAACAUUUAUUAUUAUGACAAGUCAACAUUAAAUGGUAUUCGAUUCAUUAUCUAAUGUAAGUCGGCCUGACUUUUUGUCUCAUAUUUGAUCUCAUUCUGGUAAAUCUGGAAAAGAAAGAUGUUCGAAUCAAUAAUAUAAUACAUGUUUAAGUUGUGUUGAUAAUUUAUAAAUGUGUAUUUAAAUGGUAUUUCACUUGUAACUAUCAUGACUUUUGUUGUUAUUGUCGUUAUUAUUAUUAUUAUUGUUGCUGUUGUUAUUAUUAUUGUAUGUUUUACUAUUAUUUGUGCAAAUAAAGAUUUAGACUAAG